Messenger RNA from Bemisia tabaci, 1073 nucleotides. RefSeq lists its product as uncharacterized. The record is from RefSeq and is a predicted model, not a curated record. NCBI's taxonomy places the organism in Eukaryota, Metazoa, Arthropoda, Insecta, Hemiptera, Aleyrodidae.
AAGUCCUUGGAAGCAGAUCUUUUUGGUGGAAACAAGGCGUUCAUUAAAAGUCGAUAAAAUGAUCGCUUUCGUCAAGUUGAUUUUCUGUCUACUAGUGGCAUUUCUCCUCCAACAGGUAAUCCUUGCCGGGCAAACUCAAGUCUCAGGAUUUGCAGGGAAAACUGAAAAUUCAAGGGAUGGCAGCAUGCAGAGGAUCGAAUCACUAGCCACUGCCUCCAAAAGGACCUCUACUUUCAAUGGUGAGGAAAAUCUUCCAAACUACGACAAUGUUUUUACUGCGAACGAGAGAGCAAAAAUCUCUCCAGAAGAAGUGUUAGGUACUAAGGAAUUUCUGAAAUAUUUCAACAGAAACUUCCUUCAAAUGCCCAAAGGUGCUGCAUUACCCACCAUACCCACCUUAGAACCGUCGACAAUCACAACUCCUACAGCACCUACAACUCCGACGAUUCCCACUUUGCCACCAAUUUCUUCACUCCGUAAACGAUCCGUAGGUGCUGCACUACCCACCAUACCCACCUUAGAGCCGUCGACAAUCACAACUCCUACAGCACCUACAGCACCUACAACUCCGACGAUUCCCACCUUGCCACCAAUUUCUUCACUCCGUAAACGAUCCGUAGGUGCUGCACUACCCACCAUACCCACCUUAGAGCCGUCGACAAUCACAACUCCUACAGCACCUACAGCACCUACAACUCCGACGAUUCCCACCUUGCCACCAAUCUCUUCACUCCGUAAACGAUCCGUAGGUGCUGCACUACCCACCAUACCCACCUUAGAACCGUCGACAAUCACAACUCCUACAGCUCCUACAGCACCUACAGCACCUACAGCACCUACAACUCCGAUGAUUCCCACAUUGCCACCAUUUUUUUCACUCCGUGAAUGAUCCAUUGCUGCUGCAGUAACCACAUCCCUACAGGGCUCUGACUUUCGGAUUUUCCACGUCACGUACAGAUCCUAGAAUGCCUGCAUACCUAAUAUAGACGUUUCUGAGUUUUGGUACUGUAAAAAAAUAACUAUGUCAAACGAGUUAUACUUGCAAAUAAAGUAAUUUCAGUCACUAUCGAAAA